This is a messenger RNA of Brassica oleracea var. oleracea, 1422 nucleotides long. RefSeq lists its product as uncharacterized. The transcript is spliced from 2 exons. The record is from RefSeq and is a predicted model, not a curated record. Bases 1 to 1422 code for a protein of 473 amino acids. NCBI's taxonomy places the organism in Eukaryota, Viridiplantae, Streptophyta, Magnoliopsida, Brassicales, Brassicaceae. Gene Ontology annotation, molecular function: zinc ion binding; nucleic acid binding.
AUGGGCGAUGUGAAGGAAGAAUCCGCGAUGAGUAAAGAUGCUAGACCCUCCUCUGUCAAAUUUCCGAUGCUAUCUUCUUCAAAUUACACCGUAUGGUCCAUGAGAAUGAAGAUAGCACUUAAAGUUUGUAAAGUUUGGGAAACAAUCGAUCCUAGAAACAAAGAUGAAGAGAAAAACAAUAUGGCUAUUGCGUUUCUGUUUCAGUCUAUACCCGAAGCAUUGAUCCUACAAGUAGGUGACAUAGACACGGCUAAGGGAGUAUGGGAUGCAAUAAAAACGCGUCAUGUUGGAGCUGAGAGAGUUAAAGAAGCUAGGUUACAAACCCUAAUGGCAGAAUUUGAUAGAUUAAAGAUGAAAGAUGGAGAUACAAUUGAUAUUUUUGUUGGGAGACUAUCAGAGAUCUCGUCAAAAUCUGCUUCGUUGGGGGAGAUGAUAGAAGAACCUAAAUUGGUAAAGAAGUUUUUGAAGAGCUUACCAAGGAAGAAGUAUAUUCAUAUAGUUGCUUCCCUUGAACAAGUUCUCGAUCUAAACACAACGACGUUUGAGGAUAUGGUUGGGAGAUUGAAAGCGUAUGAAGAAAGAAUUUGUGAGGAAGAAGAUGAGCAGUCUGAUGAACAAGGCAAACUAAUGUAUGCCAAUUCUGAAGGUCAACAAACUGGUUACGGUAACUCUAGUGGAGCUAGAGGAAGAGGACGAGGAGGACGUUCUGGCUGGAGAGGAAGAGGCCGCGGUAGAUAUGGGAACUUUCAUAGCCAAAGAGAUGCGUACAAGACAGUACAAGGACGUGAUCUCUCCCACAUCACAUGUUUCAACUGUGAUAAACAAGGGCACUACGCGUCUGAAUGUCCUGAUAAACAGGGACUUAAGCUUCAAGAGACAGUUGAAACUAAAACAGAGGAAACACAAGAGGCUGACGAGUUAAUGAUGCAUGAGGUUAUCUAUCUCAAUGAAAAAAAGUCAAUCCAAGCGUAUAAUGGAGCUAGUAACCAUAUGAGCGGCAACAGAAUGUUCUUUGUUACACUUUAUGAAACAAUCACCGGAAAAGUGCGGUUUGGAGAUGAUUCUCGUAUUGACAUAAGAGGAAAAGGAUCAAUUCAGUUCAUGUUCAAAGGAGGUGAGAAAAAGAUAUUAGGUAACAUGUAUUAUAUUUCGGGACUCAAAAGCAAUAUAGUGAGCUUGGGUCAAGCCACUGAAGCUGGUUGUGAAGUUCGAAUGAAGGAAGAUCAACUUACUCUGUAUGAUCGUGUUGGAAAGGUGAUGAUAAGGACAACUAGAACGAAGAAUCGUCUAUACAAAGUCACUCUCGAAGUAGAUAGUCAGGACUGCCUCCAAAUCACAGCAAAGAGUGAAUCAUCAACGUUGCACGCACGCCUUGGACACAUCAACACUGGUACAAUGAAAGCAAUGAUCAAUACAGAGUGA